Molecule: messenger RNA, 8734 nt
Organism: Paramecium pentaurelia
Lineage: Eukaryota; Ciliophora; Oligohymenophorea; Peniculida; Parameciidae
Source: the annotation of a GenBank genome assembly
AUGUUAAAUUCAAAUAAUGAGACGCUUCUCAAACAGGUGAACAAAAACCAAACUCUCCUAAUCCAAAAAUUACAAGAUGACAUUCAACUCCUUAAUGAAGAAAUUGAAGCUUCUAAUUAACAAAUUGACACUCUCAAAUCAGAAAAUGAUUUAGCAUUAUCUCAACAAUAAUCCAUCAUCCAAGAUCUUAGAAAUGAAUGCUAGAACUAUCAAUAAUAAAAUAUGGAACUCCAAUCCAAAUUCACUUAAUCUGUCUUAUAAAAUCAAUUGCUUUAAUCUAAGUACGACAAAAAGAAUAAAUAAUAUACAGAUUAAAUAAUAGAACUCAAGCAACAAAUCAAAUUAAUUCAUCUAAAAAAUUAAGAUUAUCAAAGAGAGAUUAUAGAUCUACGUAAAUCCUUGGAUUUCAAAAAAAUAGAACUUUCCAAAGCCAUUGACAACUCUUCCUUAUUAAAUGAAUAAAAUAAACAGCUAAAAGCUAAUUUGGAUUUGUAAAAGGUUGAUUAUUAAAAUAAGAUUGAUCAAAUUUAAAAUUUAAUUCAAGACAAAGAUGAAGAGAUCACUCUAAUAAUAAAUGAUAACAAUUUAUUAAAUAAAAACAAUCUAGAAUUAAUAGAAAAAAAUGACAAUCAAUUGCAAACUUUUAAAUCUUAAAUCCACAUUCUAGAGCAAGACAAUCAAAAGCUUCAAAUUCAAUUAUCAGAUGUCCUAAAUUAAAAUUGUCUUUUAAAAUAAUAAUUAUUGUAGAAAUCUUAAGAAAUGCAAAUCAUAUCCUCUUCUAUAUAAUUGUAAUCAGCUGCUGAAUCUCAAUAAUUAAUGGUUUAAUAAUAAUGUUCAAAUUUGUAGAAUCAAAACAAUUAACUAGAAAUGAUUUUAUAAUAAAAAGAAAAUGAUAUUUAAUCCUUUUAAUAACAUAUUCAAGCUCAAAAUGAUUAAAUAACAUAAUAAAAAUAAUAAUAUAGAGAUCUAGAAUUCUUAUAUCAAUAAUAAACCUAAAAUAUCGAAAAGAACAAUCAAGAAUUACUUAAUUAAAUUAAUAAUCUAUAAUAAUAGAUAUCUAAACUUACAUCUGAGUUGAAAGAAUCUGAUAUAAAGCAUGUUUAAGUUAAACAAAUAUAAGAAAGUACUAUAUCAAAAUUAAAUCACGAUAUUCGAUUAUUAGAAUAAAAAAAUGAAGAUUUGAUUUUACAUAAUAACAAACUUAUAAAUGAAAUAAAGUAAAAUGAAUUAAUACAAUAAAAAGAAUCUACCAUUAUUUGUUAGAAAAAUUCAGAAUUUGAAAUUUAACUCUUAGAAUCAUAACAUUAAAUAGAAGAUUUAAAAUAAGAAAAAUAAAAAUAAGAACAUGUUGUUGAGAUGUUAAAUCAUUAAUUAUAAAUUUAAAUAUAAUUACAAAACAAAUUAGAGGAAGAUAUAAAUAAAUAUUAAAGCUUUCUCAUAUCACAUGAUAAACAAUUAGAAGCUAUCACUUCUAAUGAAAGUUCUGACUCUAGUGAUUCAAGCGAAGAAUUAAUAACAGAAAAAUCAUAAUAAUUAAAUUUUGAUGUACUAUGUACUAAAUUAACAGAAAAAAAUAGAUUAAUCUAACUAAGAUUAGAAAUUUAUGAAAAAUAAAUUAAGCAAUAUAAAUAAGAACUUCAUUCUAAAACUAUAGAAAUUUAAAAGCUUUUUAGUGAAAAUUCUGAAUCAAAUUUAAAACUUUAAAGAUUAUCAUAAAUACAACCUAAACUAGAAUAAUAGCUAGAAAGUCAGGAAGAAUCUUUAAAAUAAAAGGAUUAAAAUAUUGAAAAUUUAACAUUGUAAAUUACAAAAUUGUAAGUUUAAUUUAAUGAAAUUGAACAAUCAAAUUUAUCUCUUGUAAACUAAAUAAAAAUAUUAAUAGAAGCUUAAGAUAAUCAAACAUUGGAUUUCUAAAAUUAAAUAUUAAUUCAAGCAAAAUAAUAUGAUAUAAAGAUUCAAGAAUUAACAAAGACAAAAAAAGACAUUGAAAUUCAAUUGAUUCAAAGUGAAAAUAAAACCAAAUAAUUAGAGAUAGAGAAUGAAUCAUUGAAUCUAAAAAUUGCCUCUUUAGAUGUAGAACUUUCAAAUUUAUAAAAUCAACUUUAACUUGAACUUGUUACCAAAAAUGAUUUAUAAAGUAAUUUGAAUUCUAUAAAAGAAGAAUUAAUUUCAAAUUUCGAUUUACGCACCUCUGAAACAACAUAAGUUUCAAUCUUUGAUCAAGUAUUUCCAAAUAUCAAUUAUCAAGUAUUAUUAUUUAUAGAAGAAAUAACAGAAAACAUCAAGAAAUAAUUAUAUAAUAAGAUGGAUAAUCUAGAAAACAAUCUUUUAAGAACUAUUAAUAAAUAUUAAAAAUUAUUAGAAAAAAUUUAAAAGAAUUAUCACAAUAUUUAAUAAUUGUAUGAACUAAGUCAAUAGACAUUAAUACAAAAGGAAAGUCUAUAAUAAGAUUAAAAUAAAAAACUAUUAAUAUAAAUUAAAUCUUUGUCGGAAGAAUUAAAUUACAAAAACAAUCUCAUCCAUCAAUUAGAAGAAUAAUAAAAGAAAUUAUUACUUGAUUAAUAAAGUAUAGAACAGUAGAAUCUAGAUUAAUAGAAUAUAAUAAAUCAAUAAUAAUAAUAAAAAUAAGAUGAAUUUCAUUAAACAAAAAUUGCUGAACUUGAAAAAAUAAUUACAAAUUAACAAUUAGAAAUGGAUUAGUUUAUUAAAAAAAUUACUCAAUUAGAAUAAUAAGUUUAAGAUUAAAAAAAUUAAGUUAAUUCAAAAUAAAAUAGAAUAAAUGAAUUAAAGUAAGAGUUGAAUCAUUUAAAAAAUGAUUAGACAGGACUAAAAUUUGAUUAAUUGAAAUUUUAAUAACAAUAAAAUUAGAUAUUAGAACUUAUUUCGAAUAAUACAAAUUUAACUCAAUAAAAUUUAGAUGCAUAACGCAGAUUAAAAUAAUUAGAGGAUUCAAAUUAAAAUUUAUAAGAUAAAAUAAAUCAACUAAUUAAAUAAGGAGUAAGCCAAAAGGAAAUAAUUAAUUAAUUACAAUAAUAAAACUAGUUAGAAGUUAAAUAAAAUCUUGCCUUGAUGUAACAGAUGGAUCCUUUAUAAAAGCAGAUAGAAUAUUUAACAAGAGAAAAUCGAAAGCUAUAACAAUCCAACAACGAUUUUGAAAAAGCUUAUGGAAAAUUGCCUAUUUAUGGUAGUCCUAGCCCAAAAAAAGUUUAAAAUAUUGAUUAAAAUUAACUCAAAAAAUUUGAAGAAGAAUUGUAACAGAUGUAAUUGAAAUUCACACAAGAAAUGGAGGAAAAAAAUAAAGAAUUAAAACAUAUCUCUAAAGAGUAUGAAUUGCAAAUAUAAUAAUUUAAAGAUGUAAAUUAAGAUGAAAUAAAUAAAUUAGAAAAAAAUUGUAAUGCUUUGAAAAACGAAUUAAAAGAAUAAUAAGUUUAAAAUAAUAAAUUAUUGGAAGACAAUCACAAAUUUGAUAGAGAAAAUUUAUAAUUAAUUCAAAAUAUUGACAAAUUAACAUUAUAGCUGAAUGAAUUUAGUAAAAAUUAAAUAAUAUAAACUUAAUAAGAAAACGAAUUGAUAAGAAUCAAUAUGCUUCACUAGCAAAUAUUAGAUGAAAACUAAAAAUUAUAGAAUCUUAUAAUUAAAUUGGAGGAGGAAAAUAAAAAUAUGAAAUAAUAACAAAAUUUAUUAAGUCUAGAGUUAGAAAAAUAAAAUAAUGAAUAUUAGAUUUAGAUAAGUUAAUUGCAGGUAAAUUAUAGAGAUUUACAAAAUUAGAGUUUAGAAUAAAAAAAAAUAUUAGAAUAGAAGGUAUGUGAGAUUAAUAAUGAAUUGAAGAAUAAAUAGUUUGAAUUUGGUAAAACAAUUGAAAAUCUUUAAAAAAUAAUUAAUGAUUAGAACGAUUAAUUAUAGAAUUCUAACAGUAAUAUCUAAGAUCUAUAAUAAUAAAUUAAUUAUUAAGAAGAUUAAAUACUUUAAUAUAAAAAUUUGAUUCAAGAAAAAGAGAAAUUGAUUAAAAUUUAAAUUGAUUAACUUAAAAAUUUUGAAAUUGAACAUAAUAAUAAAGUAGAAAAUCUUUAAAAAAUAAUUGAUGAUUUAAAUAUAUAAUUAUAGAAGUCUUAGAGUUAUAUUCUAGAAUUAUAAUAAUAAAUAAAUUGUUAGGAGAGAUAAAUUAAUCAGUAAAUAAGUUAGAUAUAAGAAAAAGAAUAACAUAUAUCAAAUAAAAUAAAUUAAUCAAAUGAUUUAAAUUAAGAAUUAAAGAAUAAAGUAUAACAUCUUUAAAAAAUAAUUGAUGAUUUAAACAUAUAAUUAUUGAAUUCUAAGAAUAAUAUAUAAGAUCUAAAAUAAUAAAUUAAUACUUAAGAAGAUUAAAUACUUUAAUAUUUAAAUUUGAUUCAAGAAAAAGAGAAAUUGAUUUAAAUUUAAGUUGAUUAACUUAAAAAUAUUGAAAUUGAACAUAAUAAUAAAGUAGAAAAUCUUUAAAAAAUAAUUGAUGAUUUAAACAUAUAAUUAUUGAAUUCUAAAAAGAAUAUCUAAGAUCUAUAAUAAUAAAUUAAUACUUAAGAGGAUUAAAUACUUUAAUAUAAAAAUUUGAUUCAAGAAAAAGAGAAAUUGAUUAAAAUUUAAAUUGAUUAACUUAAAAAUAUUGAAAUCGAACAUAAUAAUAAAGUAUAACAUCUUUAAAAAAUAAUUAAUGAUCAGAACGAUUAAUUAUAGAUAUCUAAGAGUAAUAUUCAAGAACUAUAAUAAUCAUUAUAAGCUUCAGAAUAUUCAAUUAAUACAUAUAAAAAUUAGAUAGAAGAAAAAGAAAAGCUAAUAUUAACAUCAAUUAAUGAAUCAAAAACAACUGAAAUGGAUUAUAAUAAUAAAAUUGAAUUUCUUAAAUAACUACUUGAUGACUAAAAUUCAUUACUAUCAAAUUCUAAAAACAAAAUCUAAGAUCUAUAAUAAUAAAUUAAUUAUUAAGAAGAUUAAAUACUUUAAUAUAAAAAUUUGAUUCAAGAAAAAGAGAAAUUGAUUAAAAUUUAAAUUGAUUAACUUAAAAAUUUUGAAAUUGAACAUAAUAAUAAAGUAGAAAAUCUUUAAAAAAUAAUUGAUGAUUUAAACAUAUAAUUAUAGAAGUCUUAGAGUUAUAUUCUAGAAUUAUAAUAAUAAAUAAAUUGUUAGGAGAGAUAAAUUAAUCAGUAAAUAAGUUAGAUAUAAGAAAAAGAAUAACAUAUAUCAAAUAAAAUAAAUUAAUCAAAUGAUUUAAAUUAAGAAUUAAAGAAUAAAGUAUAACAUCUUUAAAAAAUAAUUAAUGAUUAGAACGAUUAAUUAUAGAAUUCUAAGAAUAAUAUAUAAGAUCUAAAAUAAUAAAUUAAUACUUAAGAAGAUUAAAUACUUUAAUAUUUAAAUUUGAUUCAAGAAAAAGAGAAAUUGAUUUAAAUUUAAGUUGAUUAACUUAAAAAUAUUGAAAUUGAACAUAAUAAUAAAGUAGAAAAUCUUUAAAAAAUAAUUGAUGAUUUAAAUAUAUAAUUAUUGAAUUCUAAAAAGAAUAUCUAAGAUCUAUAAUAAUAAAUUAAUACUUAAGAGGAUUAAAUACUUUAAUAUAAAAAUUUGAUUCAAGAAAAAGAGAAAUUGAUUAAAAUUUAAAUUGAUUAACUUAAAAAUUUUGAAAUUGAACAUAAUAAUAAAGUAGAAAAUCUUUAAAAAAUAAUUGAUGAUUUAAACAUAUAAUUAUAGAAGUCUUAGAGUUAUAUUCUAGAAUUAUAAUAAUAAAUAAAUUGUUAGGAGAGAUAAAUUAAUCAGUAAAUAAGUUAGAUAUAAGAAAAAGAAUAACAUAUAUCAAAUAAAAUAAAUUAAUCAAAUGAUUUAAAUUAAGAAUUAAAGAAUAAAGUAUAACAUCUUUAAAAAAUAAUUAAUGAUUAGAACGAUUAAUUAUAGAAUUCUAAGAAUAAUAUAUAAGAUCUAAAAUAAUAAAUUAAUACUUAAGAAGAUUAAAUACUUUAAUAUAAAAAUUUGAUUCAAGAAAAAGAGAAAUUGAUUAAAAUUUAAAUUGAUUAACUUAAAAAUAUUGAAAUCGAACAUAAUAAUAAAGUAUAACAUCUUUAAAAAAUAAUUAAUGAUCAGAACGAUUAAUUAUAGAAAUCUAAGAGUAAUAUUCAAGAACUAUAAUAAUAAAUAAAUUGUUAGGAGAUAUAAAUUAACCAAUAUAACAAUCAGAUUUAAGAAAAUGAGAACGCUUAUUAAAUUAAAAUUUUGAAUUCUAAUAACAAUAUUGUUGCUUUAAACGAUAGAUUAAAAGAUUCUGAAAAUCAAGUUCUAAACCUUUCAAAAUAAAUAUACAAUGAAAAGAACAAACUAAACGAGUAAUAAAAAUUGCUUGAAGAAGAGAAGGCAAAAGUGUAGUAUAUUCUAGAUAAAUUUACACUAGAGGAUUAAAAGUAAAAAUAGCUAGUAAUGGAUUAGGAGGAAUAAAUUAAUAUGUUAACUAGUAUUAAAUAAUAAAAUGAAUUAAAGUUAAUUUAAGAAUAAGUAAUAAAUAGUUAGUUAAAAAAGGAUAAUUUUGAAAAAGAAUAAAAAUUAAAUUAAUUAUUGAUCUUAGAAGAAGAUUAAAAAAAUGAAAUUAUGAAAUUAAAUAAUUAAAUUAGUAUUGAGUAAGAUGUUAUAAAUAAUCUUAAGUUAAAACAAGAAGAGGAAGCUAAAAAUAAAAUAAUAUUAUAAGAUCAAAUUAAGGAAUACUUGUAAGUUAUUUAAAACUUAUAAAUUGAAAUUAAAGAAGUACCUAUUAUUGAAUAACAACUUAAAGACAAAAAGAAAGAACUUGAUAAUAAUAGAAUCACUUUAGAAGAAUUAUAGGAUAAAAUAAAUGAGUAGGAAAGUCUUAUUUAAUAAUUAGAACAAGUAAUUUAAUCAAGUUCAGAAUCAUUUCAAAUUUUAUCUUUUUAAAAAGAAUAGCAUUAGAUAGAAUUAAAUAAAAAGUAGAAAUAAUUACAAGAUAAAGAUAUAUUUAUUCUUGAAUAAGAAACGAUUAUAGGAAAUCUUAAGGAGGAUUAUGUGAAAUUAUAAAAGCAGUUACAAGAGAUGUAGAAUAAAAUCUUAAUCAAUUAAACUUAGAAUUAAGAGAAUUGUAGUUUAUUAUAAAAAAAAAUAGAUGAGUUGGAAAAAUAAAAAAUGGAUCAAGAAAACAUAAUAUCUUAAUUGUAAAUUAAAAAUUAGGAAAUAAACAAGAAAUAUGAUCAAAGCGAAUAAUUAAAUGAAGAAUUAAAAUAAUAAUUAAAUAGGCAAUUUGAUUAAGUUAAUUAUAAAUAAUAGUAAGUUGUAAAUUUGGAAAAUAAAAUAAUGUAACUAAACAAUACAAAUUUAACUUAAGAGCAAAAGAUUGCAGAAUUUAAUUAGAAUAUUAAUUAAUAGGAUUAAUAAAUUAAUGAUUUAAAAAAUAAGAUUAAAAUUUUAAUCUAAGAAAUUUCUGAGAAAGAGGAUAAAUACAAAAACGAAAUAGAAUAAUAAAAAAUGAAAAGUAUAUCUAAUAAAAUAUCAUUUGAGAACAGGUUUUAAUAGUCAAUUAUUGAAUGUAAUUAAAAAUUAGAGGAUAAAGAGAAAGAUUAUAAGAUUUAAUAACAAGUUAUGCAGGAUAAUUUGAAUUAAGAAAUUUUGGUAUCUAAGAAAUUUGAGGAGCAUAAUAAAGAAUUAUAAAUAAAAAUCCAAAAUUUAGAAACAUUAUUAGAGAAACUUAGAGCAGAGAAUGUAAACUUAUUAAGUAAAAUUGAAGAGCUUAUGGUUGAAAAUAGUAGUCAUUAAAGUGAAUUAGAGAAAAUUAAGAAAUAUAAAGAAGAACUUGAGGUUAAAUAUUAAGAUAUGGAACAUUAAAGGAAUGAAACAUUAGAUUCAAACAAAAGUUUAUAAGAAAUGUUAUUUGAAUUAAAAUAGAUUAAUGAGAAGAUUGUUGAAUAAAAUAAUGCUAAGUAAAGAGAGAUGGAUGAGAUAAAGAGUUUAAAUUAAAGUUUAGAAAAGAGACAUUCUUUACUUAUAAAUGAGAAAUCAAGUUUGUUAGAACAGGUUCGAGAAUAAAAAUCUGCUUUAGUUGAUCAAUGUCAAUAGUAUACUUCAUUAGAGAAUUAGUUUAAUCAAAUGUAAUAGAAUUUCAUUAGAAUAGAAUCUCAAACUAAUAGUAUGAAAUAAAUAAAUCAGUAGUUAGAAUAAUCUUUAUAAUAAUAAUAGUAGGUAAAUUCAUAGAUAAUUUAAAAAUAAGAAUAAUCAUAUUAGUAAUAAUUAGAUUAAUUGACUCUAUAACUUCAAGAUAGUUAGAAUUAGAUUAAAUAACUUUAAUAAAAGAAUGGAGAGUAGAGGUAGGAGAUUCAAAUGAUUAGAAAUGAUUAAAAGUAAUGGGAGAACAAUAAAAUAAAUGAAUUGGUUUAAAUGAAAUAGGAAAGUGAGAGAUAGAUAUAAAGAUUGAUGGAUUAGGUUAGUUAAGUAGAAGGAUUAAAUAAGCAAUAUUAGAAUGAAAUCUUAGAGUUGAACAAUAUAAUAAAAAGAUAAAUUGAAGAAAAGGAUAAGAGUAAUAUAAAUGAUCAAGUAAUUUAAUAAUUGUAAACAAAGUUAAAAUGUAAUUAGUUAAUCUCUAUUAUUUAAUAGUAAGUGAAGAAUAAAUAGAAAGAUUACUUAUGACUAAUAGGGCAUUGAUGGAAGAGAAUGCUAAUCUUCAAGAGUAAAUUAAGGAUGAUUUAAACUCUAGUUUUUGCAGCAAUUCUUCAUAAAAGUGAUU